This is a messenger RNA of Glycine soja, 1060 nucleotides long. RefSeq names its product metalloendoproteinase 1-like. Lineage: Eukaryota; Viridiplantae; Streptophyta; Magnoliopsida; Fabales; Fabaceae. Gene Ontology annotation, cellular component: extracellular matrix. Gene Ontology annotation, molecular function: zinc ion binding; metalloendopeptidase activity. The transcript has a single exon. Gene Ontology annotation, biological process: collagen catabolic process; extracellular matrix organization; proteolysis. The record is from RefSeq and is a predicted model, not a curated record. Bases 51 to 986 code for a protein of 311 amino acids.
CAUCUUUUCUCUCAUAACACUCUUUCCUCUGGCUAGCUCCACAUCCAAACAUGACUCUCUUCAACCACCAAGGUCUCUUGGUUGCUCUUUCAAUUGUACAUUUUCUUGCCACCUCAUUCCCUUCAGUUUCAGCUAUAUCAUUUCCCACUCCCAAUCAUGGCUCAUGGGAUGAAUUCACUACUUACACCCGUGGCCACAACUACAAAGGCUUAUCCAACGUCAAAAACUACUUCCACCAUCUUGGCUACAUCCCUAACCCUAAUGCACCACCUUUGGACGACAAAUUCGACGACACCCUCGUAUCCGCCAUCAAAACAUUCCAAAAGAACUACAACCUUGACAUCACCGGCAAGCUCGACAACAACACUCUCCGACAACUCACGACGCCCCGCUGCGGCGUUCCUGACAUAAUCAAUACAAACACCACGACACAACACACUCAGCUUCACAUUCACACGGUCUCCCACUACUCCUUCUUCAACGGCGCGCCGCGGUGGCCGGCGGGAACAAGACAACUCACGUACGCGUUCUCCCCGGAGCUGAAUCUCAACAGCGCCGCCAAAAGCUUGUUUGCAAGGGCCUUCAACAGGUGGACGCAAGUGGUGAACAUUGCAUUCUACGAAAUAGCAUCAUCAUCGUAUCAAACGGCAAACAUUAAGAUUGCGUUCCUUAGUGGGGACCACAAUGAUGGGCUUCCUUUUGAUGGGCCGCUUGGGGAGUGGACCCAUGCAUUCGCUCCCACCAACGGGUGGUGCCACUUCGACGCCGACGAGUACUGGGUGGCGUCCGGUGACGUCACGCAAUCGCCGGUGGCGCGUGCGGUUGACCUUGAAUCCAUAGCAGUGCACGAGAUUGGACACUUGCUAGGGUUACACCACUCGUCGGAUCAGAGAGCCAUCAUGUAUGCUUAUUUACCACCUCGUACUAGGAAGGUCAAUCUGGCGCAAGAUGAUAUAAAUGGGAUUCGACACCUCUAUGGUCUCUAGAUGCUCCUCAAUGAGCAUGAAUAAGAAUAUAUAUAACAUAUUGGUCAUACAAUAAAUAAUAUAUAGCCAACGCC